Molecule: messenger RNA, 5977 nt
Organism: Canis lupus familiaris (dog)
Lineage: Eukaryota; Metazoa; Chordata; Mammalia; Carnivora; Canidae
Gene: PTPRE
Product: protein tyrosine phosphatase receptor type E
Exons: 20
Coding region: 1019-3124 (701 amino acids)
Biological process (GO): protein dephosphorylation
Molecular function (GO): protein tyrosine phosphatase activity
Source: RefSeq, a predicted model, not a curated record
CUCCCGGGGAGGGGCACCUGCUUGAUGAAGCCACUGCCUUCCCGGGGGAAUUCGGUUCAACCCCCAGAAUGGGAAAUAAAGAAGCUUCCACUUUGUCGCAGGGGAAGGACGACUUGGUAACAACAGGCCGGCAGCAGGAGUUUCGGUUUUUCGGGUAACAGGGGAGAGAGUCAUCAUGUGGGUACGUUUCCCUUUUUUAUUUUAGGAAGUGCUGCGGAAGAAAACGGAGAUAUUUUGGAUACGAGAAGUUGACUCUGCAAAGCAGCACCGUGCCGGAAAUAGAAUUGCUCUUCGGGCUGAGUGGAAAGCUCUAGGAUGAGGGAAAUGUUCCUCUCAGCCCUGUUCGGGGCCAGGCACUCAUGAUGGAUGUGCCAACGGGCCUCUCUUCCCACGUUGUCACCGUAGAUGUAUUUCGAUUUCGUUUUUUUUUUUUUGCCUUGAAAGAACCCUUUUGAACGUGUAACAUCAGCAGUGGGUUUUGCCAGAAAACCAGACGCGCGGCACCGGAGCUCGGGAUCCGGGCUGUGCCCCGUCCACUCGUCCCCCCUGCCCUCUGCCCCCCACGCCCAGGACACCGCCGCUGACCCCUGCUUCCCCAGCCGGCCGGGGACUGUCACCUGCCGCAGCUGCCACCCCCGGCUUGCUCCGCUCCCGGCAGCCAGACUGGAUCCUAUGCCGCCUUUCUUAGUGAUUUAUUUUAAGGUGGGGGCAGAAAAGAAAAGUCACCACGCCACGACGAUUAGGAAUUAAUUUUUCAUCGUGUAUUUCAACGAGAGCCGAGCGAUCUCUCCUGUCCCCUUUUCCCGGCUGGAUUUUUGGCUCUGGUUUCUGAUGACAGUGCCGCCAGCCGCCAGCCUCGGAAGGAGAAUCACAAAGGGAAUGCCCACGUAAAUAAUGUAUUGCCUCUCGCGUCCGUGGCCCGCUUGGAGUCGGCCAGGGAGCCCCCGGCGCUGCGGACGUGGGUUCGCACCAGGUGAUCAUCUGGGGGCUGCUCAGAAAGCGGUGCUCUCUGUUCGCCAUGGAGCCCAUCUGUCCGCUCCUGCUGGCGGGUGUUAGCUUGCCGCUCGCCAGGGCGCUCAAGGGCAACGAGACCACCCCAGCCUACAGCAACUGGACCUCUACGACCUCAGGCCCUCCGGACCCCGGCGCGCCCCAGCCCCAGCUGGCCUGGCUGCUGUUGCCUCUGCUGCUCUGCGUCCUCCUUCUGCUUCUCGCCGCCUACUUCUUCAGGUUCAGGAAGCAGAGGAAAGCCGUGGUCAGCGCCAAUGACAAGAAGAUGCCCAACGGAAUCCUGGAAGAGCAAGAGCAGCAGAGAGUGAUGCUUCUCAGCAGGUCCCCCUCCGGGCCCAAGAAGUACUUUCCCAUCCCCGUGGCGCACCUGGAGGAAGAGAUCCGCGUCCGGUCGGCGGAUGACUGCAAGCGCUUUCGGGAGGAGUUCAACUCGUUGCCAUCCGGACACAUACAAGGAACUUUUGAACUGGCCAAUAAAGAAGAAAACAGAGAAAAAAACAGAUAUCCCAACAUCCUUCCCAAUGAUCAUUCCAGGGUGAUUUUGAGCCAAGUGGACGGGACCCCCUGUUCAGACUACAUUAAUGCUUCCUACAUAGAUGGUUACAAAGAGAAGAAUAAAUUUAUAGCAGCUCAAGGCCCCAAACAGGAAACGGUUAAUGACUUCUGGAGGAUGAUCUGGGAACAGAAGUCUGCGACCAUUGUCAUGUUGACCAACGUGAAGGAGAGGAAAGAGGAGAAGUGCUACCAGUACUGGCCGGACCAGGGCUGCUGGACCUAUGGAAACAUCCGCGUGUGCGUGGAGGACUGCGUGGUUCUGGUGGAUUACACCAUCCGGAAGUUCUGCAUACAGUCCCAGCUCCCUGAUGGCUGCAAAGCCCCACGGCUCGUCUCCCAGCUGCACUUCACCAGCUGGCCUGACUUCGGCGUGCCUUUCACCCCCAUCGGGAUGCUGAAGUUCCUGAAGAAGGUGAAGGCUCUCAACCCGGCCCACGCCGGACCCAUAGUGGUCCACUGCAGCGCCGGCGUGGGCCGGACGGGCACCUUCAUAGUCAUCGAUGCCAUGAUGGACAUGAUGCACGCCGAGCAGAAGGUCGAUGUCUUUGAGUUCGUGUCAAGAAUUCGCAACCAGCGCCCCCAGAUGGUUCAGACGGAUAUGCAGUACACGUUCAUUUACCAAGCCUUACUGGAGUACUACCUCUAUGGGGACACCGAGCUGGACGUGUCCUCCCUGGAAAAGCACCUGCAGACGCUCCAUGGCACCACCAGCCACUUCGACAAGAUCGGGCUGGAGGAGGAGUUCAGGAAACUGACAAAUGUCCGGAUCAUGAAGGAGAACAUGAGGACGGGCAACCUGCCGGCCAACAUGAAGAAGGCCAGGGUCAUCCAGAUUAUCCCGUAUGACUUCAAUCGGGUGAUCCUUUCCAUGAAAAGGGGUCAGGAAUACACGGAUUACAUCAACGCCUCCUUCAUAGAUGGCUACCGACAGAAGGACUAUUUCAUCGCCACCCAGGGGCCCCUGGCGCACACGGUGGAGGACUUCUGGAGGAUGGUGUGGGAGUGGAAGUGCCACACGGUCGUGAUGCUGACGGAGGUCCAGGAGAGAGAGCAGGAUAAAUGCUACCAGUAUUGGCCAACGGAGGGCUCAGUGACUCACGGCGAUAUAACAAUCGAAAUAAAAAGCGAUACACUUUCCGAAGCCAUCAGCAUACGGGACUUCCUGGUCACUUUCAAUCAGCCCCUGGCCCGCCAGGAGGAGCAGACCCGAGUGGUACGCCAGUUCCACUUCCACGGCUGGCCCGAGAUCGGGAUUCCAGCCGAGGGCAAAGGCAUGAUCGACCUCAUCGCGGCCGUGCAGAAGCAGCAGCAACAGACGGGCAACCACCCCAUCACGGUGCACUGCAGUGCUGGAGCCGGGCGAACAGGUACCUUCAUAGCACUCAGCAACAUUUUGGAACGAGUCAAAGCCGAGGGCCUUUUAGACGUAUUCCAAGCUGUGAAGAGUUUGCGACUUCAGAGACCACAUAUGGUGCAAACCCUGGAACAGUAUGAAUUCUGCUACAAAGUGGUACAAGAUUUUAUUGAUAUAUUUUCUGAUUAUGCUAAUUUCAAAUGAAAAUUCCUGCCUUAAAAUAUUUUUUAAUUUAAUGGUCAGUAUAUUUUAUAAAGAUCAUGUUAAUUUAUUUCAUAGUUGACAUUAAUACCCGUCCUAAUUUCUUUGUAUAUAUUUUGUUAUGCUUUAAAGGCCACCUGCUCUAAAGUCAUUAAAUCUUAAAUACCCCUUUUAAAAACUGGAAUAAUGUAUUAAGGUCAAGUAAUAUCCCGUAAAAUAUAUUUCUGCUAAUAUCAGUAAAUAUUUUAAUUUUUGCGUUAGGUCCAUCAUAGCCUUUGAUUUCACACAUCCAGCGCCUCUAAAUGUUAAAAAUCUUAAUAUGCAACGUGUGCUUACGCAGAAGAGUAAACACAGAGCCCGCUGUUAAAGCGGUCGAGGACUCAAAAAUCAGUUAAAAAUUCUCUUUUCCUGACGCUGAUUUUACAGCCCUGAGCAGAGGCAUUUUGUGGAAGGGGAAAUGUUCACGAAGAUGCACUGUAAAGAGGGAAUUCUGUGAAAUCCUCCAUCUCCUCUCAUGUGGCUUAUUUUUACAUUUUUAAGAUCACAGACUUUACAGCCUGAAUCCAGGUCUAAAACACAAUCGGCGUAGUUGGUGGCUGUAGAGUGACACUUAAACACGCGUUUACUCAAGGUCAGGUCCGCGCUGUCCCGGCUGGAGGAGGGGAGACGCAGUGCUGGUGGCGCGGUUCGCCCACGGCCGUGAGGAUACAAAACCCGUUACUGGGCUGUGCUCCCAGGUAGCCACCUGCUGUCUUCUGAGAAUGCAACCAAUGGCAUUUGUCACCCUCGCCUCCCACUCUGCCACCGCCGCCCGGCUGGUCCUGAGCGAUCCUAGAGGCUCAACACAAACCACUCCCGGUUCCUAACUUCUGAUAAAGCCAAACACCUGGCUCUCACAGCUGCAAGGAGCACACGCUUGGGGAGAUGACCACAAGCAGUUACGCUUUAAACUUUCUGAGAAGCAUUUUGGUAUUAAAAAAAAAAAAUCUUAUAAAAGCUAAGAUUGUUUGUAAGAAAAGUCUUAAAAAUCUAGAUUUAUACAGUUUUUUUUAAAGUCCCAGUCCUCAAUAUUUAAAUGAAAGAAAAAGAGAGAGAACUCCUUACGUCUAAAAGCUAACUUAUUUUUGAAUAGAAAUACUACUGAGAUCUCUGACACUGGGUAAUAACGAUCUCACUGCCAGACAGGAUUGAUUUGUGGGGCAAAAAGGAAAGGGAGGAAGGAUGAAUGUAGAAAAGUUUAAUUUGUGACAGUGAUCUUUCUAUGGCCAUUAGGUAGCAGAUGAGCACAAUAUAUAUAUAUAUAUAUUUAAAAAAAGACACCUGUUCUAACUUACUAAAAGUGUUUAACACGUGCAUUUGGGGUACAUUUGUUUUUUUUUCUUUGCUUUUUAAAAGAAAUAGAAAGGCCUUAUUUGCCAUUUCCACGAGAAGUGACUGCAUCCUCCUAUUGCACUGCUCAUCCUGUGUCCAUUCCUUGUGCACAAUGCAAGCCCAGGGCUUGUUCCGUGCUGAUAGCAGCCUCACGGUAGUCAAGCCUCUGCUGCCCCUCUGAGCCCCAGCCCCCGGGCGAGAGGAGGUGCCAGCUGGAAGGGCACGAGCACAACGUUGUGACCGCUGCCACCGCCGCCGGCCACAUCCCUGGGCUGCACACGCACUGCUGAACGCACCCCUCUCUCCUUCCCGGUACAACGAGACUGCGUGGGGGUCGAGGAAGAAAAUGGAGGGGACUUUGCAAGAUGCACCACCGGUUGGUCCCAUAUGUUUUCAUGAUUAAAAUCCCAAGUCUAAAGCCUUCCUUUGACUGAAGGAGAAGAGGGAGAACCAAGCUUUCAUUCGGCACCAAACCCUAGAAACUGAGCUCGCUAGUUGUGAUGAGGGUGACUAGUAUUGUGUCUGAGGGGUCAAAGUCAAAGUCCAGGCCAUGGAUUUGGGCCCAUCCUAGGAGCCCUCAUUAGAAUCUGUCAGGCCUUUCAGUGGCCUACCUGGGCAUCUCUUGGAUGGUGAUUAAGAUCAACCUUUUCAGGGGAACGCGCCCCUGGGAAUGCGCCCCAUUUGUAUGUUCUUCUGUCCCCUGUGGCUACUGCAGGCAUCCUGGGACCCCCUGGGGCCCUUCCAGUUCUGGAAACAAAGCAGAAGCCACUAUCCCUUGGAGGCACUUGCCUUUCUGAGGGUCUAGGAUUUGUAGCCUCAUGGCCUCUGCCCAGAACCCCCAGGUCCUGGGCGCCCUCCGUCCCAACAGUCUCUUUGGGCGCUUGGGGACCGGCUACCCUACUGUGCCACCCAGAAAGCUGACCUCUUCUUCCCCCUCAGUCAAAGUAGGUCCGUUGUACAUAACAAGCAGUGCCACGCUGGUGGCACUGACGACGCCGACUUCCCUUCACGUUUUCGUAUGUUGCAUGCGGUUGCAUUCAAAUGCCAAAUAGCGAUUAGGAGCCUACCGUUCUGAUCGACAAGCUGUACGGUCACUGUGUGACUCACUUUACUGUUUCUCUCCUCGUGCUAGACGAAUGAAGAAUGCAUACCAGUGUUUUAAAAAGUAUUUUUAUGUGUUUUUAAAAAACUUUUUAAAAUGAGCCUGACAUGUCUGUUUCAGCGUUCGGAGACAUGGCCCAUGUUAUUUUUAAAAAAUGUAUGAUUACUGAUACUUUUGUUUAACUAAGUUGUGUUUAAUUUAUGUGCGGUCUUUAUAAUAUAUGUAUGUAUUCCCGUUUCAACUAUCAUGUUUUCUUUUAUUACAUCUAUAAUUUGAUCUUGCUCUGAUUAUAAUGCCAGUGAAUGUUGCUGAAUUCUUUGUAUAUGCAAAUUGCAAGAUCUAAAACAUUCUGAUGCAAGGAUAAAUCUUUACUUUGACUUCCA